UUUCGCGAGCAUCGUGCAUAAUCGAACUUAGCAGUGAUCGCUCGAAAGUGUCGUGAUCAACGUGGGGCGGAAUUUACGCACCAACUUGUGUUCUAACUGUGACCUCAUCACAGGAACUACGUAGGAACUGUAUCAAAUCAAGAGAAUGGCUUUAAGAUUGUUGUUUGGAAGCAAAAUUCUACAACACAAACCAUUGGCCAAUGGGCAUGGAAUUUUUGCACAAUUCGGCCGAGCGGCAUCAACUGAUAAAGUUCCUACCUUCAAUUGGGAAGAUCCACUAAAUCUAGAAUCACAGCUGAAAGAGGAUGAAAUUGCCAUUCGCGAUUCGUUCCGGGCGUACUGUGAGGAUAAGCUACUGUCCCGCGUCAUUGAAGCGAACCGCAAUGAGGUGUUCCAUAAGGAGAUUAUGAAGGAACUUGGUUCGUUCGGUGUGCUAGGUUGCACGAUCAAGGGUUACGGAUGUGCCGGUGUCAGUAAUGUCGCUUACGGACUGUUGACACGUGAAGUAGAGCGAAUCGAUUCCGGUUACCGGUCCGCUUUCAGUGUACAGAGCUCGCUGUGUAUGGGAGCUAUCAAUGAUUAUGGCAGUGAGGCACAGAAGGAAAAAUAUUUGCCUCGUAUGGGACGUGGCGAAAUUAUCGGUUGCUUUGGACUGACGGAGCCAAAUCACGGCUCGGAUCCAUCGGCGAUGGAAACACGAGCGGUGCACGAUCCAAAGACGAAAACGUACGUGCUUACCGGAAGCAAAACGUGGAUCACCAAUUCGCCGAUCGCGGACCUGUGUAUCGUGUGGGGCAAAACGGAAGACGGGAAGGUGCGCGGAUUCAUCGUGGACCGAUCGGAAAGUUCCGAAGGUUUAGCAACACCACGAAUCGAAGGAAAGUUCUCGCUGCGUGCCUCGGCAACGGGCAUGAUUCUGAUGGAUGAGGUGCGCAUUCCGGAGGACAAUCUGUUGCCGAAUGUGAGUGGCAUGCGAGGACCGUUUGGAUGUUUGAACAAUGCACGGUACGGUAUUGCAUGGGGUGCGCUUGGUGCAGCGGAAUCCUGCCUUAAGGUGGCCCGUGGUUAUACGCUUGAUAGGAAGCAAUUUAAAAAGCCCCUAGCAGCAAAUCAGUUGAUGCAGAAAAAGAUGGCAGAUAUGCUGACGGAGAUCAGUCUUGGAUUGGCGGCUUGUUUGCACGUCGGACGGCUAAAGGACCAAAAGCUACACACGCCAGAAAUGAUUUCAUUGCUUAAACGUAACAAUGCUGGCAAAGCCUUGGAAAUUGCACGCGUGGCGCGUGAUAUGCUCGGUGGUAACGGAAUCGCGGAUGAAUAUCACAUUAUUAGGCAUGUGAUGAAUUUAGAAGCGGUUAACACUUAUGAAGGAACUCACGAUAUCCAUGCUCUCAUCCUUGGGCGCGCAAUCACUGGACUGCAGGCAUUUGCUUAGGACUGUAAUAAUGUUACGCUAAACUGCUUGCAAGCACACUAUUUGUUUGUAAAUAAAGCGUAUUAUAUUGUUCUCA
This is a messenger RNA of Anopheles funestus (African malaria mosquito), 1508 nucleotides long. RefSeq names its product glutaryl-CoA dehydrogenase, mitochondrial. The transcript has 5 exons. NCBI's taxonomy places the organism in Eukaryota, Metazoa, Arthropoda, Insecta, Diptera, Culicidae. The coding region runs from base 146 to 1432 and encodes 428 amino acids. Gene Ontology annotation, biological process: fatty acid beta-oxidation using acyl-CoA dehydrogenase; fatty-acyl-CoA biosynthetic process. Gene Ontology annotation, molecular function: flavin adenine dinucleotide binding; glutaryl-CoA dehydrogenase activity; fatty-acyl-CoA binding. The record is from RefSeq and is a predicted model, not a curated record. Gene Ontology annotation, cellular component: mitochondrial inner membrane.